This is a messenger RNA of Phytophthora sojae, 471 nucleotides long. RefSeq lists its product as hypothetical. The record is from RefSeq and is a predicted model, not a curated record. The transcript has a single exon. The annotation marks the transcript as partial. Lineage: Eukaryota; Oomycota; Peronosporomycetes; Peronosporales; Peronosporaceae.
GCCUUCGAAGAUACGGUAAGCCGACUGUAUUCCUUUUUAUUAGUGCCUAUCACUGAGCUAACGGGCAACUCAUGGGUUUUGGAUACAGGAUGCGGAUAUGGAUUGACUGCAAGCGAGUCGGUCUUCGUGACCAAGCAGCCCAACUCAGACUACGUUUUUACAUUUGGCCAGGGCUCUAAACUGAGAAAUACAUUUGUUGGUACUGUUAAGUUGUUUUUGAUGAGUCCAACAGGAGUUAAGUCAGUACAGUUUAGUGAUAUAGCACUAGUACCACAUGCUAAGUCAAAUAUCUUAAGUGAGUUUUGGCUAAAAAGGGCAGGUUAUCAGAUUGUGGCAAGUAACAGCGGACUGUACAAGUUCAUACUUUGGAAGCACAAGUUAAUAUUUGUAGCAAAGUCUUUCAAUGGGGCAUACUAUGUGCAAGCCUGCACUACAAAAGAAAGACAGAGAAUGUGUAAUGCUGUUCAAUUA